Haemonchus placei is the source of this 360-nucleotide messenger RNA. The record is from the annotation of a GenBank genome assembly. NCBI's taxonomy places the organism in Eukaryota, Metazoa, Nematoda, Chromadorea, Rhabditida, Trichostrongylidae.
CUCUGUUGUGAAUUACGUAAUUUUCCAGGCGCCAAAAUUUUCGAAGGCCUCAAUGCUCAUCGAGAUGCGAUUUUUCUGUUGUUCGGUGUUUUCUGCUUGAUUUCAUGGCUAGUAUUCUACUUAUACGCCUUAAGGAUCCGCCAUCUUCCUGUAAGUUUUAGUACCCCACUUUCACAGAGGGUUCAAGACUUAAAAUCAAAAAGCCCUCUUAGGAGCUUUUUGCUGUUCUCCAGUGGAUUAAAUCAUUUCCCGUUCAAAGAAUUCUGCAGAAACCUGAACAAGCGGUAUUCUGAUGGUGCUAUGUCCGGACUAUAUGGGGGGUGUGGUAUGACAUCCCACCCAAGCGUUAGCAAUUUUUGA